Carassius carassius (crucian carp) is the source of this 1321-nucleotide messenger RNA. Its product is annotated as dysbindin domain-containing protein 1-like. NCBI's taxonomy places the organism in Eukaryota, Metazoa, Chordata, Actinopteri, Cypriniformes, Cyprinidae. The transcript is spliced from 4 exons. Bases 278 to 766 code for a protein of 162 amino acids. Gene Ontology annotation, biological process: negative regulation of protein kinase activity. Gene Ontology annotation, cellular component: cytoplasm. The record is from RefSeq and is a predicted model, not a curated record.
GUGUGUCAUGCAGUAUAGCAGUUGUGUAGUAGCUGUCUGCGUUUCCCUCUGUGGGACUCUUUAUGUGUCCCUGUUGUGUGUGCUGCAGUGACAGUGGGAGCGAAUGUAUGCCUGUGCAUGUAGGGGUGGGGAAAAAAGAGGGAGGGAAAGAGAGAGAGAGAAAGAGAGAAAGCUAGUAGCUAGAAAGAGAUAGAGCGCGUACACAAGGCAGGAAGCGCUCCCUCUAAUCCCGGCUGCGACGCCAAACAGCAUUGCACCGGCUGCUACAAUAGUCUUAAUGGAGACUCAGGCAGACUGUGGUGCUGCAGAGCCACUUAGAGAUCAAGAGUUCAAGAAGCUUCUGAAGUCCUCCAGCUCUGCCAGUCUCACCAGCGAGGCAUCCCACAAUGCAUCAGGAGAGCAUGUCAGAACCCCCUCACAUCAUGGCAGCCAGGUGCUGAUCAUUGAGAAAAGACAGCCUCUCAGCAGCGUGUCCUCUCUGGAGGUACACUUUGACCUCCUGGACCUGACGGAGCUCACAGACAUGUCUGACCAGGAGCUGGGGGAGGUGUUUGCUGAUUCAGACGAGGAGAAUCACACAGAAUCCCCAGCAAAUCGCCAGCAGCCACCAUUACCUAGAUUUCCAAACAGCGGUUACGUCCGCUCUCCCUCCUGGACCCGCGGUGGAAAAGGGGAACAGCAGCAAAGAGAUCGAAAGCACCACAGUGACUCCGAAAACACAGAGCCAAUGUUGAAGAUAGAGCGCUCUCAAUCCCAGCAGCCUUGAGCCAGGGAGAGCUACAGGGGUUUAGGAAGAAAACAAAGCCCUUGCGUGGAAAGUGGAGGUUCCUUCUCAAGCAAGAAGAUGAGGAACUCCUGGGAUCAAAGGACAUAGGGAUCCCACCUAAAGAUAAUGCAAUCCCUUUGUAUGGACAAGAAGAGACCUCCAAAUAGUAGGGGUAAGUGUAGACUCUUCCUCAAGAUGGAACAGACUUCCAACUAGGACUUUGGGACGCCUCUUUGGGACCGAGUUACUUUCAGUCUUCUCCAUGUGACUACUGCAUAUGGAGAACUUGAAGCAUGAUGUAGCAUUAUGGACAACACUGGCUCCUGCGAAGUGAAUCUAAGGAGCAACUGAGGAAUUCCACAGUGAUUAAAAUCUUCAAGGAACUUUUUAAAGAACAGUGCUAUGAUUCGAAGUAGCAACUGUGAUAAGACACCGACAACCUGCAGCAUAGUUCAAGACAUCGCAAUGCAUAGAAGUUACAAAAAUUCCCAACAAAAUUGGUCUUCGAGGAGAUUCUGCAUGAAAAUAGGGAGACCCAGAAACAAAGUGGAAAAU